AUGCCCCGAUUGACGCUGGGCCACAGCACGGAUCGCUUCUUUGACAAGCAGCCUGUGGGCCGCAUCAUGAACCGCCUGACCAUGGACAUGUCAACCAUUGACCUCUACCUCUUCAUGAAGGUCUCUGGCAGUGUGAUGAUCUUCUUCCAGACGCUGGUGCCACUGGCUUACAUCCAUGCCAUUCUGCCCUGGUACAUGUCGCUCUUCGCGCUGCCGUUCUACUAUGUGGUCUUCAUGCUGUACCUGCGCUACCAGAACACGGCUGUUCCCCUGCGCUACUGCUUCAAGACAUCUUCCUCCAUCACGCAGAGUCACCUGUCAGAUGUGAUGACGAACACCGUGGUGGUGCGUGGUUUCGGUGAGCAGAAUCGCAUCGCAGUUACUUAUGCGGGUUGUGUCGACAACUCCGUGAAGGCAGAUCUUACUGACGAUCGGCUCAUGAAGCGCUGGCUGUGCAACCGCGUGAACUACCUGUGGACAUUCUACAACUCGAUCUCAUACAUCAUUGGCCUCUACAACGCCUCGUGGUUGGGCCCCGGCACCCUGGGCAUCGCCUUGACGAACUUGCUGUUGCUCGAGGGCAUGAUCGAGCCCAGCCUGGAGAUGAUGGCCGGCGCCCUCUUCGAGCUCAUCGCGCUUGCGCGCGUGCAUGAGUACACCUCGGUGACACAGGAAAAGGCGAUGUACAAUGUCGAGGACGCCAAGCUGCGCAACCACACCGUUCGAUUCCUGCGCAGCAAGGCCACCCCGCUCACCGUGCGUGAGGCAGACGAUAGGGUCGAGGUCCUUGCGAAUGGCAAAGUCUUGCUCCACUCCACCCCGGAUGGGCGAUCGCUGAUGUUAGCAGACAGUGGCAGCGAUUCCCAAAUUGGCCGGUUCCAGGAUUUGUGCGCCACAUGCGCUGAGCUGAAUCAGAUUCCCAGCCUGCACCACAUCGUUGCAGCCAACGACGCCUCGGGCAGUGCGAAGGACAUCGCACAAGAGCUCAGCCGAAGCGCCCGGAGCUUCAUGACAGCCACGGGCUUCACAACUCAACCACAGGUCGUGGUCGAGUUCCAGAGCAGUUGGCUCGCCGACGGGGCGCGGCUAGACAUUCAGGAUCUGCGUGCGGGCUACGCAGAGGUGCCUCAGGAUGUACUGAAGGGUGUGACCUUCAGUGUUGAGCCGCGUAUGAAAGUGGCGGUGGUUGGCACCACCGGCUGUGGAAAAUCUAGUAUGCUGCUGGCGUUGCUUCGCAUCAUCGAGCCUCGUGGUGGGAAGAUCGUCAUCAACGGCAUUGACACCCAAGAGAUUGGCCUGGCCACUCUCCGCAGCUCCCUGGGCCUGGUGCCGCAGGAUCCCAUGCUGUUCACGGGCACCUUGCGGCACAACCUUGAUCCAUUCAAGGUGUACACUGAUGGCCGAAUUCGGAAAGCAGUGCAGUACGCCCAUUUGGAGGCCUUCAUCAAUACCUUACCUCUGGGCUUGGACCACGUGGUUUCAGACGAAGGUGGCAAUCUUAGCUUCGGCCAGCGGCAGCUUCUGUGCCUGGCGCGCAUGGUCUUGAGGCAGCCAGCCCUGCUUCUGCUGGACGAAGCGACCUCUGCGAUCGAUCCAGCGACGCAGGAGUCCGUGCAGGAUACCAUCAACCAUGCCUUCCCUGGCUCGACCAUGCUUGCAGUAGCCCACCGCCUGGAGACCAUCAUGGAGCACCGGCCCUACCGCGUGGCAUUGUGUGGGGUUGGCGUGUUUCUUCGGGUUUCGUUUUGGCCCUGGGGCGCGGCUGACCGCAACGUCUGGAGCUUUGCUGCUACCUUCUGCAGAUGCUUUAGGACUCCUGUCAUCGCUGCAUGCUUAAGUUAG
Symbiodinium natans is the source of this 1842-nucleotide messenger RNA. NCBI's taxonomy places the organism in Eukaryota, Dinophyceae, Suessiales, Symbiodiniaceae. The record is from the annotation of a GenBank genome assembly.